CCAUGGCGCGGACUCUUACAAGCUGGUUGGGCGGCUGCCUGCUGGUGUCAGCAUUAGGAAUGGUGCCUCCUCCAGAAAAUGUCAGAAUGAAUUCAGUUAAUCUCAGGAACAUCCUACAGUGGGAGUCUCCUGCUUUUCCCAAAGGAAACCUGACUUACACAGCUCAAUUCCAAAGUUACAACAGCUUCCAAGAUACAUGCAAGAGUACUGCCUUGACAGAAUGCGAUUUCUCCCAUCUUUCCAAGUAUGGUUACCAUACCUUGCGAGUCAGGACUGAAUUUGCAGAUGAGCAUUCAGACUGGGUAAACAUUACCUUUUGUCCUGUGGAUGAUACUGUUAUUGGACCUCCUAGAAUGCAAGUAGAAGUUCUUGCUGAUUCUCUACAUAUGCGUUUCUUGGCCCCCGAAGUUGUGAGUGAACCUGAAACAUGGACCAUGAAGAACUUUUAUACCUCAUGGGCUUAUAAUGUGCAAUAUUGGAAAAAUGGCACCAAUGAAAAGUUUCAAAUUACUGCUCCAUAUGAUUUUGAAGUCCUCCGGAAUCUGGAACCAUGGACCACUUACUGUGUUCAAGUUCAAGGAUUUCUUCCUGAUCGGAACAAAACUGGGGAAUGGAGUCAGCCUGUCUGUGAGCAAACAACCAAGGAUGAAACUACCCCCUCCUGGAUCAUUGCCAUCAUCCUCAUCGCCUCGGUUUUCAUGGUCUUCCUUGUGCUUCUUGGCUGCUUUGCCUUGAUGUGGUACAUUUAUAAGAAGACAAAGUACAUCUUUGCCCCUGGACAUUCUCUUCCACAGCACUUGAAAGAGUUUUUGGGCUACCCACAUAACAGCACCCUGUUGUUUUUCUCCCUCCCACCCUCUGAUGAGGAUGAAGUGUUUGACAAACUCAGUGUCAUUACAGAAGACUUAGAAAGCAGCAAGCAGAGUCCUGGUGACAGCUGCAGCCCUAGGACCUCGGCUCAGCAGGGAUCCCUAGAGCCAGUCUCUGAGGAGGAAACAGUCCACCAGGCACAGUGGACCCCAGUUCUCAGGUCUGCCUCUGAGGAGGACGAAAGUGCCAAACAAGGGCUGAGGCCCUCUGAGCAAACCCCAACUCUAGAACUCUCGGACGUUGGACAUAUCUGA
Molecule: messenger RNA, 1124 nt
Organism: Orycteropus afer afer
Lineage: Eukaryota; Metazoa; Chordata; Mammalia; Tubulidentata; Orycteropodidae
Gene: IL10RB
Product: interleukin 10 receptor subunit beta
Molecular function (GO): interleukin-10 receptor activity; protein binding
Source: RefSeq, a predicted model, not a curated record